AUGAAGGCAUUCCUAGUUUCAUUCUUGUUCAUCUCCGCCUUUGCCGCUGAUGUGUCGGAGAAAAAACAUGACAAACGUGCUUCUGUACACGGAGGAUCAUCGAUAUAUAGUCAUGGCGGCUACAUCCCCCACAGUGACGUUGUGUUUCAUGGACCCGGAUAUGGGCAUGGAUACGGGCAUGGAUACGGGCAUGGAUACGGGCAUGGAUACGGGCAUGGACAUGGGCAUGGAUAUGGACAUGGACAUGGGCAUGGAUAUGGACAUGGACAUGGACAAGGAUUUGGAGAAAUUGGACAUGGAAUCGAAUUUAUAGGAGGACCACAUGGUUACGGACCAAGUUUUGACAUCGGUAUAGAACACGGACAUUUACACCACGUGCCCAGAACUGUCGUGAAUCGCGUGGUUCCAAUUGCAGUUCCCGUACCUCAACCGGUACCCGUUACACAUAAAGUCCCCGUACCAGUGCCUCAUCCCGUACCCGUCGAAGUAAAGCGUCCCGUCCCCGUCCCAGUACCACAACCGGUUCCAGUUGUCGUCACCAAACCCUAUCCCGUUAACGUACCCCGUCCGAUUCCAGUGCCGGUACCUCAUGCCGUACCUGUACCACACCCCGUGCCGCAUCCGGUCUCAGUUCCGCAUCCGAUUCCAGUACCAAUUCAUACACCAGCCCCAGUUCCAAUCUCGCAACCCAUACCGGUUAACUCUGAUCCAUAUCCGUUCCCCGCUCAACCAAUUUCUGUCACCCAACCUAUCGUAUCAACCGGUAUUCAAUCCAUACGACCAAUCGGUCCCAUUGGAAUUGAAUCGGUCGAUGCGGGAGGAGCCAGCACAAUACUGGGAGAUGGACACAGUUCUGGACUUGCCAUUUCUAGCGUCUUACACGAUGGUGGUAACUUUAGUCCCAUAGGCUCGGGACUUCACGUAAACGUGGAUCCCGGCAGUGAAGGAUAUUCUUAUCCGAUACCAGCGAAGAAAUUCUUUUAA
Cyphomyrmex costatus is the source of this 984-nucleotide messenger RNA. RefSeq names its product tetra-peptide repeat homeobox protein 1. The transcript has 2 exons. The record is from RefSeq and is a predicted model, not a curated record. The coding region runs from base 1 to 984 and encodes 327 amino acids. NCBI's taxonomy places the organism in Eukaryota, Metazoa, Arthropoda, Insecta, Hymenoptera, Formicidae.